Molecule: messenger RNA, 276 nt
Organism: Symbiodinium sp. CCMP2592
Lineage: Eukaryota; Dinophyceae; Suessiales; Symbiodiniaceae
Source: the annotation of a GenBank genome assembly
AUGGCCGCCAACGGUAUAAUGGUGGAGGAUGACCAGGCCAUGUCAAGUUCGAGCGAUGUCUUGGUGCUGGCUCCACCUGGGGAGCUUGAGGACUUCGCUGGGAUGUUCUUCCGGAAAUACGCGAAGCGCGGCCUUCUUCCAGCGGAAAAGCUUGGCGAUGCCAUGCGGCUGCUGUGUAUGAACCCGACGGCAGAGGAGGUGUCCCGGCACCUGCUGAAAUGUGGCAAGAAGGUCAUGCUGGAGCAAGCAACCUUCUGCCAGUUGCUCCAGGAUUGA